Messenger RNA from Ostrinia nubilalis (European corn borer), 2029 nucleotides. RefSeq lists its product as uncharacterized. The record is from RefSeq and is a predicted model, not a curated record. The transcript has 4 exons. Lineage: Eukaryota; Metazoa; Arthropoda; Insecta; Lepidoptera; Crambidae. The coding region runs from base 443 to 1684 and encodes 413 amino acids.
UGCUGCCGUGACCUUUCUAAGGCCUUUACCAAAUCGUGUAGGUAUUUAUUUCUGAGAAGCCAGUGUGGUGGUAUUUAAUAUUAUUCCAAAAUCAUAAAUGAUGGAAGACUGUAGAACUGAAAUAACUCAUCCUGGUAUUCAUCUACCUACCUAGGUAGGUAUUAAAUGAUGCGCCAUCCUAUGUUGCUAAGUGCGAUGUCUCAUUGGUUCGUGAUUGAGCGCCGAGCGAGACGUCACGGGAGCCCGAUGAAUAAUUGAGGGAGGACCGCGCAUGCGCGAGUUCGCUCCCGGAGCCCCAGUAACGCUACAUCACUCCACCGAACUGAUGUUGCGUUGAAUAAACUCGAGAGAUGAGAGCGAAAUCGUAUUAAUUUUGGUGUGUUUUUAAGAUGUGUGCGUUGUAAUUGUUUGCUUUCGGUCGGGCGUGAGUUCAGUGCGCACGAUGCAGGCGGGGGGGCCGGACAGCACGGCGGUGUCGGAGGCGCCGAGCAGCGAGGACUCGGACUGCGAGCCGGUGCCGGAGCCCGACGCUGACGCCGCGCUCACCGAGGAGUGGGCGCGCGAGCUGCUGCUCGGCGCGGGCGUGGUCGGCGCUAAUGAGGUCAAUGUGGAAUCACGUGCUGGCGUGGCCGGGGCGCUCAGCAGGGUGCUAGCCGUCACGGUCGCCUACGAGAGCGGCGGCGAGCACCGAGCUCUGCCCCUGGUCGUCAAACUGCCGCCGAGAGACCCCUUCGGCAGACUCUUCGUGGCUGAAGCCCAGUUUGAUACCAGAGAGAUCCUCUUUUAUACAGAACUGGCCCCCGCCUUGAAUAAAAUAGCUGAUGAAGCGUUGGGCCCUGGUGCUGGACUGCCCAUCCCCAAAUGCAUAAAGGCUAGGUUACCAGAUGAAAUCGGAGGUGACAGUGAGCUUGUUUUGGAAGACGUAACUUCACUCGGUUUUGAAUCUGCAGACUUUGCCGAGGGUCUGACGGAAGAGAGAGCCAGAGCAGCGUUACACGCUGCAGCUCGAUUACACGCUUUGUCUCUCGCACUGCGUGAGAGAGAGGGACCUUUAGACCAAAGGUUCGACUUCUUAUUCCCAUGCGAGAGAGCGGCCGCCGGGUACCUACGUCUCGUGAGAAGAGGGCUGCCCCAGCUCGAAGCGUUUCUAAGAGAACGAACCGACUGCGUCGAGGAAGCGGCGGCCGUGUCCGCGCUAGUGGCGCGAGCUCCCUCCCUGCUCGGCACACUCCUGAGACCGGCGGAACCGGCGCCGCUGGCUCAUGCGGACUUCUGGAGCGGAAAUCUCCUGUUCCGGGAAAGGGAGGGGGUGACCGAGUGUAUCGCGCUGGACUGGCAGAUGGUGUCGCUGGGGCGGCCGAUGGACGACGUGGCGCUGCUGCUGCUGUCGUCGCUGACGCCGGAGCUGCGGCGCGCGGCGGGGGACGCGCUGGUGGAGGAGUACGGGGAGCGGCUGGAGCGGGAGUGCGCGCGGCUGGGCGCGGCGGCGGCGGGCGCGCAGGUGCGGCGCGGGCUGCGGCCGGACUGGGCGCGCGCGGCGCUGCGGGCGCUGCUGCUGUGCGCCGGCAGCGUGGACGUGGCGCUGGGCGAGCCGCGCGCCGAGGCCCGCCUGCUGGAGGCCGUGCGCGACUUGCACGCGCAGGGCGUGCUCGCCCUCAAACCGGACACGGACGGUUCUGUGUGAACGUGUGCCAAGCGCGUGCCGAAUUUUCGAUUGCCGAUUAUCAUUGUAUGACUUGCAGUCCGGUAACGAUGUAGUGUAUUUAGUUUCCGAAUGUUUAAAGCACAAAUACGUUAGCCGUGUGUUAUUUAUUCGUCUUUAUUAACAACGAUUGGAUUCGUCGAAGGAGACGCCUCCUCCGUGUCUGGUGGCGGUGAGAAGCCUAAUCAAAGACUGAAUUUACGGUAUUACAUAGUGCAUUUGUGCGUGUGUGUACCUAACGUAGGUAUAUUGCUCAUCGUAUCAAAGGCUAGAGAUUCAUUGCGGUCUAUUGACUAUUAUUUAAAUAAAAAUUAAAUUAUCAAAGAC